Molecule: messenger RNA, 1941 nt
Organism: Parathielavia appendiculata
Lineage: Eukaryota; Fungi; Ascomycota; Sordariomycetes; Sordariales; Chaetomiaceae
Exons: 2
Coding region: 1-1941 (646 amino acids)
Biological process (GO): regulation of transcription by RNA polymerase II
Cellular component (GO): nucleus; RSC-type complex
Molecular function (GO): DNA-binding transcription factor activity, RNA polymerase II-specific; DNA binding
Source: RefSeq, a predicted model, not a curated record
AUGGACAUGGACUACUUGGACCCUUUCCGCCGCCGCUUUCCUGGCAUGGCCGUGCAGCCUUUCGCGGUCCAGCAACAGGGGCAACCCCAAAACGCCCAGUAUCCGUACUGGAACCCUCUGAUGGCAUACUACCAACAGCAGCAUCGCGCGGCGGCAUUGAUGGGCCAGGGAAGCAUGCAGCCCUCAAAGCCGGCGGAGCCCAAGCCAAGAUUGGCGAAGGAUGAGGUGGAGCUGUUGGAACGCGAGUUCGCAAAGAACCAGAAGCCGAGCAGUAGUACCAAGCGCGAAUUGGCUGAGCAGAUGGGUGUCGAGGUGCCGAGGAUAAACAACUGGUUCCAGAAUCGCCGGGCAAAGGAGAAGCAGAUGAAAAAGACGGCCGAGUUCGAGGCGCAGCAGGCGAGGGAACGAGCGGCUUCGGAAACCAAGUCAACGGGCGAUCAGGACCACAACGCCGACAGCGACUACGAGCCUGCCAACCAGAGGCAACCCUGGAGCUCAUCCACGGACGCGUUCGGGCGAGACGACGAUGCUGUUGGAUCAAGGGACGCUGUCCUGAUCAAAAGCGAGCCAAUCGACGGCGCCACUCAGUCCUCUUCGCCAGUCGUACCAUCUUGUGAGAGCCCAACCAGUUCCGACAGUGAUGGUUUCGUCCAUGUCGACUAUGGCCACUUCGGCCGGUCAACCAAGGAAGCGGCAGGGUUGCUGGCUUCCGGGCCCAUGAUGGAUGGUUUCGGGGCGAGGCAGGAUGAAGAUGGGUUCCAGCAACCAUCAACAGCCUUCCCUUUCCAUCUUGCAGACGGAAGUGCCGCGGACGAUAUGACGCGUCCGACCUUGGAUGCGUUCGCCCCCCACAACGGUAUGGGUAUCAGCGACACAGGCGCAUUCAGUCCGUUUACGGAGCACGACUAUUAUGCUACUCCCUCGGCCCCUCAGUUUCCCUCCGAGAUGGUGGCUCCAAACGCUUCAAUCAACGUCAACAGCCAAUUGCUGAGGCACCAGGAAUCGAUGGAGAGCCUUUCACAGUCCGAUAUCGUGUCCCCGCUUUCGAUGCCCGACUCGCCCUCGACCGUAUCGAACUUGCGAUUCAAGUCCCCUCCUCCGCCGGCCGAUAUUGCCGGUCGCCGGAAGAGCAGGCGACCGGCGCCCCUCGGACUGCUGUCGCUAAGGGGCGGCCCCGGAGGUCCCAAGACCGGCAUUGAGGUGCCGAGGCGGGCCGAUACGGUGAGCCCCCUCAGACGGAUUUCUUCGGCAACAAGCCUCUACAGCCGUGUCCAGAAGUCGUUUAUGGCAUCGGGCGGGCCGCGGUCGCCGUUUGCCAUGGAUCGGAACAAGGAGGCGCUGCUUCAGAGUUUGCAGGAGUCACAAACUCCAAGCAUAGCACCUCUGAAUAAUGCCAUGCCCUCCUUGGGCCCGGAGGGUGUAAUUGGGGCGGGUUUAGAGGAUUGCGCAGUGGGAACAAGCCCUUCGGACGAUGAACAGGGCUUCGCCUUUGGCUCUCUGGGGCCGGUAAGCGGACUUCCCCUGUACAACGCCGAUCGCACCGUCACGUCCCCUCCGAGCACGCCAAACUUUCCCAUUGGCUUCCCGGACGCCCACUUCCCAAGUUCGCUCGACCAUGCCUGGAACUAUGCGCCGCAAGACGAGCCGUUGCCGACACCGAGCCUCUGCAGCCACGGCGGAUCCGAGGUGGAGUUCUCGAUGGCACCCCAUCUGCCGGGCUACGUAGCCAGUCAGCCGGUUACGCCGUCGUUCCCGCCCGCGAUGGGGCCGGCCUAUACCGGCUUCUUUGGCACGAGUUUGGGACAUGCCGAGUACCACUUCCCCGACUCGUAUCCAGUCGAGUCCUCGGCCCGGUCAUCCCCCGUGGCGGCCCCAACAUCGAAGCAGUUUCAGUUUGCCCAGAACAUCACUCCUCAGGAUUUCAACACGAAUAAGUCAUGA